AUGUAUUCGAUGAGGAUGGUUCUUUGUUCCGUCGGCUCGUUCAGUAAUCUUGCCGGAGUCUUCCUCUUGCCAGCAAGAAGAUUGGUACACACUAGAUUCUCCAAGAAACUGUCCAGUAACCUGACUCUGGUCAAAUCGUCAUUGCAACAACACGACAACAGCCAAGUUAACAAACCUGUUGUCAUUCUCUACAGCUGGUUGCUGGCUAAAAAUAGGCACAUUAACAAGUGUUCAGACAUUUAUUUAGAUAGAGGAUUUGAUGUAUUGCAAGUCAAAGUUUCUCCAAGGCAAGUCCUGUGGCCAGCGGCAGUCAUACCAACAGUUGAUUCCGUCAUUGACUUCAUCUCAAACUUGAAAUCAUCAAUCCUUGUUCAUGGCUUCUCCGUCGGUGGCUUUGUGCACACUGAGGUGAUGUACAAAAUGUCAAAUUCAGAUAACGACAUGCACAUGCAAGCAAUUAAAAAGAUGAAGGGUCAGAUUUUUGACAGUGUUGUUGAUUUUAUUGGCAUCGGGGAAGGUAUUAGUACAGCCAUGUUUCGCAGGAGUCCCAUUUUGAGAAUUCUUUCUAGGUCUUUAAUAAAUAAUUAUUUGAGUCUCACUGAGAAAUCUGUCGGUUGCAUAUAUAGGAGAGAUUCAGAAUUUUUUCAUUUAAAUCCUUUAAAUAUUCCUUCCCUCAUGUUGCACUCUACCAAGGAUCAAAUUGGUAGUGUUGGGCCUAUCGAGAGAGCCAUUAAGAAAUGGAGGAAUAAAGGAAUUCUAGUUGAUUCCAAAUGCUGGACCGAUUCCACACACGUUAACCAUUUCAAGACACACCCUGAUGAGUACAUAAAAAUGAUAGAUAAUUUUUUGGCAGUUUUGGAAUUGAGCAAUGCGGGAGUGAAUGUAAAUGAUGAAGAAGCUAUUGAUAACGUUGCUAAAUCGUCAUUCAUGACGUCACCGACUAAAUCAUUCUCUCAUCUGCAUUCACGGAAAGCAACGUCAGAACAAUCAGAAAACGAAUCAACUCUGCCUGAAUCUAUUGGUAAAAGAAGGUCCAAUUCUUCAAUGGAAGAAAAAACGAAAAUUUCUGUUAAAAAUAUUUAA
Helobdella robusta is the source of this 1083-nucleotide messenger RNA. RefSeq lists its product as hypothetical. The coding region runs from base 1 to 1083 and encodes 360 amino acids. The transcript has 4 exons. The record is from RefSeq and is a predicted model, not a curated record. Gene Ontology annotation, molecular function: serine hydrolase activity. Lineage: Eukaryota; Metazoa; Annelida; Clitellata; Rhynchobdellida; Glossiphoniidae.